UAAAGAACCACAGCCAAAGGUCCCGGACACAGGACACAAAAGGUUGCAAGCACUCUUUUCCAAGGAAAGCAUCAAUCCCUCCUUCCAAAAACAAGCACGAUCGCGUAUGGAGUCCAUUGAUGAGGAAUUCCACAAUUACUGGGAAACUCUCAUGUUCUUCCAAUCCGAAGAGCUUCACGACUGCGUCAGCGAGGCGAUUUCCAGAUUCAAUGGCUCGAGUUCGCUGGGCGCGGCAGCGUUGCCAGUAGCAUCUAAAAGCAUUGUCUUGGAAAGAAACAGGAGGAAGAAGCUCAAUGAAAGGCUCUUUGCACUUAGAGCUCUUGUCCCCAAGAUAAGCAAGAUGGAUAAGGCGUCAAUAGUGAAGGAUGCUAUUGAUUACAUCCAAGAGUUGCGUGAGCAAGAAGGGAAAGUCCGAGCCGAGAUAGCGGAGCUCGAAUCUGCAAUUCUGAAGAAAAACCCCGACUUUAAAUUUGAGCAAGAACGAUCGCCGGUCCACCCAAAAUCUAAGACGAAGAGAAGAAAGCUGCGCCAUGAUAGUUCCAAGAGUCCAGACACCGCUCCAAUUGAACUUCUUGAGCUGAGAGUGAUGGAAGUUGGAGAGAAGAGUGUGGUGGUCAGCUUGACUUGUAGCAACAGAGGAGACACGAUGGUUAAACUCUGUCAAGCGUUCGAGUCUCUGAAGCUCAAAAUAGUCACCGCCAACAUCACCGCCCUCUCGGGGAAGCUUUCGAAGAUGGUGUUCAUAGAGAAGGAAGAGAAGCAGGGUAAGGAGCACAUUCAAUCCAAAAUCGAAGCCGCCAUUGCAGCUCUGAAUAAUCCUCAUGCCGAGCCCUCCGAUGCGAGCGCUAAGCAAUUAUGAGCUGAAAACACACAGAAGGGUCGGAUUCCAUUAGCGUUCACGGGAUGUCAUUCUCGGUGGCGGGGUAGUACCAAAUCGAGCGUUGAAUUAGUGUUCAAAAUAUGAAUCUUUUUUGCUUCGAUAACGCUUCAUGUUGAAUUCUAUGCUAUGUGGACAGUAAGAUGUUCUUCUGCACAUCCAGAUCUAAAGCUAAAGGGGAUGGGAAUUAAGUCCUCUUAUUGACCGAGGUGGCCCUUCAGGCAAAGGAUUGUGCUCUGUUGAGUGUUGUUCUGAUGA
Rhodamnia argentea is the source of this 1135-nucleotide messenger RNA. Its product is annotated as transcription factor bHLH35-like. The coding region runs from base 107 to 859 and encodes 250 amino acids. Gene Ontology annotation, biological process: regulation of DNA-templated transcription. Gene Ontology annotation, cellular component: nucleus. The record is from RefSeq and is a predicted model, not a curated record. Lineage: Eukaryota; Viridiplantae; Streptophyta; Magnoliopsida; Myrtales; Myrtaceae. The transcript has 5 exons. Gene Ontology annotation, molecular function: sequence-specific DNA binding; DNA-binding transcription factor activity; protein dimerization activity.